CAGCGUCAAGCGGGCGUCUCCUAUGGACUGUCCAGUAGUGUCACACAUUCCAAGGUACUAGCCGCGCGACUAGGCUCAUUAGCUCAAGCGGGCCGUUCCAUCCACUAAUUGGGCCGCGUACAGAAAUAGACUGACAUAAAUAGAACGCCAGAGCAGGCUCGGAGAAGAUCCAAAGUACACCAAUUCCGAUUCCUAGGUUGGAUAUAUAUAACACGCUUUUCUUUUCAUGAAAGGAGGUCCAGGUAUCCUUAAAUUGAAUAUCAAGAAGAAGACUUAUUUUAUAUGCCCGCUAUCAGAAAAUAUUUCUCCACCUCCCAAAGGUCCGCUAUGUCUCGGCUCUAUAAUUUGCUCAAUUUCAGAGCCGAGAUUGUCCCUCAACAAAUCCGAGAUUGUCCCUGUGGCCAAUCUAAACCCCCCUGUGGUAGAAACGAAUUGGGCAAAGACAAUGACUGAAGACAAAAAACCUAGAUCGAGAGGUCAUGAGAAGUUUCUGCAGUUUGUUAAAAAAGGGCCAGGGGAGCAUAUUAAACACUCUCGCCGAGCGAAGAUUUUUCUCGAAUCUAGCACGGUGACUACUGUUUCGUUUGAGCCCACACCCCAGUAUGUUGCUGAAGCAGUGAAAGCACCGGCUGUCAAGGCGUGGCUGAAGAAGCCCAAGCAGAGGCUUGCUCCUGUUGUCUCACUCUACCUCGUCACUGGCAUGAAGCUCGCCAAGGGUGCGCAUGUCAAGUAUUCGAUCUCAGUUAAUACAGUAAUCAGGACACGCAUUCGUACGUCGACCGGCUUGCUCGUACCUGAGUUGAAUUAUGGCCUCAAGUACUCCUACGCCAAAAGUUACAAUGAUGAUGCGGAAUAUAAGGUGCAUUCUGAAUUCAUUUUUGCGUUUCGCGUCAAACGACUUAGGUUUAGGUAUGGGCGGGAUGUCACGAUUGAAGAGUUUACAAGGGGUGCUUUGUUGGAGAGCGCAAAAGGUGAAAGUGGCAGUGAGAUGGAAUCUGCCUUGGUAAACGACGCAGAUGGUGAUGAUGUCGAAAGCGAUACAGACGAUGAGGAUGUUGGGAACGACUCAGAUGGUGACGCUGUUAGAAGCGAUGCAGAUGGUCAUGAUGUCGGAAGUGAUGCAGAUGAUCAUGAUAUUGGAAGCGAUGCAGACAGUCAUGAUGUUGGAAACAACGCAGAUGGCAAUGCUGUCGGAAGCGAUGCAAAUGGGGCUAAUAUAAAAAACGGCGCAGAUAGUUCUGGUAUCAGAACUUCAAGACUUGUUUUUAAUGUGGCCAAGAACAUAAAUUUAAUGUCCCGCAGCUUAAACAAGAUAUUUCAUCCUUAAAGUAAUUAAGAAUCUUCUAGGUCAAGUCAGCAACUAGUUACGACUCUUCAGCAAUGCAGCUUGCCAACGUA
Messenger RNA from Trichoderma asperellum CBS 433.97, 1398 nucleotides. Lineage: Eukaryota; Fungi; Ascomycota; Sordariomycetes; Hypocreales; Hypocreaceae. The record is from RefSeq and is a predicted model, not a curated record.